Molecule: messenger RNA, 4645 nt
Organism: Balaenoptera ricei (Rice's whale)
Lineage: Eukaryota; Metazoa; Chordata; Mammalia; Artiodactyla; Balaenopteridae
Product: zinc finger protein 160-like
Exons: 5
Coding region: 141-1748 (535 amino acids)
Biological process (GO): negative regulation of transcription by RNA polymerase II
Molecular function (GO): DNA-binding transcription repressor activity, RNA polymerase II-specific
Source: RefSeq, a predicted model, not a curated record
CGGAGCUCUUUCCUAGGGACGCGGAGAGCGGAGAGUGCGGAGCCAAGGUCGCGGAGCGGAGCAUUCAUUCCUCGCCUGAGUGCUUUCUUCUCUUCGUCUAAUAUAUUUGAAAUUUUCUUUGGGUCAACCUCUAAAGACUCAUGUUGUCUGAGGAAGAAGCCUGGAAGAGGAGGGAGAGGAAAGAAAAGGAGUCAGAAAUGGCUCUUUCUCAGGAACGGUUGACCUUUGAGGAUGUGGCCAUCGAGUUCACUGAGGAGGAGUGGGAAUGCCUGGACCCUGGUCAGAGGGCCUUGUACAGGGACGUGAUGGUGGAGACCUGCAGGAACCUGCUCUCCCUGGAUAUCUUCCCUAUACAUGUGAUCAAGCAAUUACAACCCAAAGUGAACAGUGAUAAAGGAGAAGUAUUCCAAACACUGAUGUUGGGAAGACCUGAAAGCUGUAAAAUCAAACAUUUUCACCUCUGGGAAAUCCAGGAAAAUAUGUAUGACUUUGAGUGUCAGUGGAGAGAUGAUGAAAGAAAUUACAAAGGAAUGCCUGUAAUCUGCAACAAAAAUCUCACUGAUGGAAGAGAUCGACAUGGUAGAAGGGGUGCAGGAAUCAAGCCCUGUGGAAAUAGGCUGGGCUUAAACUUUCAGGAUAAACUGCAGAUAUUUCAAACUGAUGGGAUAAUUUCUGAAUGUGAUGUAGUUGAGAGGUCUAUCAACAGUAGUUUCUUAUUUUCACCACUUCAAAGAAUUUCUCCUAGUGUCCAAACCAGUGUUUCUAAUAUAUAUGGGAAUGAUUUUAUGCAUCCUUCAGGGAUGACACAAAACCUUAAAGCACACAGGGAAAGACCUUGCAAAUGUAAUGAGUGUGGGAAAGCCUUUCUUAAGGGCUCACACCUCAUUAAACAUCAGACCAUCCACACAGGAGAGAAAUUAGAUAAAUGUGACAUAUGUGACAAAUUCUUUGGUCGAAGUUCACAGCUUGCACAUCAUUGGAAAAUUCAUCCUGGAGAGAAAUGUUACAAAUGUAAUGAGUGUGGCAAAACCUUUAAUGAUGGCUCCACCCUUGCCAGACAUCAGAUAAUCCACCCAGAAGCAAACUUACAUAAAUGUGAUGUAUGUGGUAAAGUCUUUGGUCAAAAUUCAUACCUUGUACGUCAUCGUAAUAUUCAUGCUGGAAAGAGAAGUUACCAGUGUAAUGAGUGUGGUAAAACCUUUACUGACAGCUCAAACCUCAGUAGACAUCAGAAAAUUCAUACAGGAAAGAAAUUAUAUAAAUGUGAUAUGUGUGGCAAAGUCUUUAGCCGAAAUGCACACCUUGCUGGUCAUCGGAGGAUUCAUACUGGAGAGAAACCUUAUAAAUGUAAUGAGUGUGGGAAGCUCUUUAGUCAGCAUUCACAUUUCAUAAGUCAUAAGAGAUUUCAUACUGGAGAGAAACCUUACAAAUGCAAUGAGUGUGGCAAGGCCUUUAGUGAGAAGGCAAUCCUUUUAAGUCAUCAGAGAAUUCAUACUGGUGAGAAACCUUACAAAUGUGAUGAGUGUGGAAAGGUCUUUAGUCAAAAAUCACAUCUUCGACUUCAUUGGAGAAUUCAUACUGGAGAGAAACCUUUCAAAUGUAAUGAGUGUGGCAAGUUCUUCAGUCGAAAUUCACACCUUACAAGUCAUCGGAGAGUACAUAUAGAGAAACCUUUCAAAUGUUUUGAGUGUGGGAAAGCCUUUACUCAGGUCUCAACCCUCACUACACAUCAGAAAACCCAUACCUGAGAGAAACUAUGUAAGUGUGAUACAUGUGGGAAGGUCUUCAAAAUUCACACCUAACCGUUGUUCAGAGAAUUCAUACUAUGGAGAAAUCAUACAAAUAUCAGUGUGGCAAAGCUUUUUUGCAUUGAACCUCACUUACCAUCAGAGAAUUCAUACUAGAGAGAAACCUUACAAAUGUAGUGAGUGUGGCAAAGUCUUCAGUGUGCUUUCAAGCCAAACUUACCAUCAGAGGAUCCAUACUGGUUAGAGCACUUAAAAAUAUAAUGAAGGGGACUUCCUUGGUGGUCCAGUGGUAAAGAAUCUGCCUCACAAUGCAGGGGACACGGGUUCGAUCCCUGGUCAGAGAACUAAGAUCUCACGUGCCGUGGGGCUACUAAGCCUGUGCGCCACAACUACCGAGCUUGCGUGUCUCAACUAGAGCCUGCGUGCUGCAAACUACAGAGCCCACGCACUCUGGAACCCACGUGCCACAACUACAGAGCCCAUGCAUCCUGGAGCCUGUGCGCCACAACCAGAGAAGAGAAAACCCGCACACCACAACUAGAGAGAAGCCUGCGCACUACAGUGAAAGAUCCUGCAUGCCUCAGUGAGGAUCCCGCGCGCCACAACUAAGACCCGACACGCCAAAAAUAAAUAAAUAAAUAAUAAAUAAAUCUUAAAAAAAAAAUACAACGAAGGUGGCAGUGCUUUAGGAGGCCUUCACAUCUUAGGCUUCACGAGAAAAUUCAUACUGGAUAGAAGCCAGAUAAAUGUAUUUAGUAUAGUCAGGCCUUUAGAAAAUGAAUUCAAUCUAGGAAGAUUCCUCACCAAUGCCAUGAGUGUGAAAAACCUAUUCUCACUGCUCACAUCUCACCAAUAUUCGGGUAAUCUGCACUCUUCAGAACGUUACAAAUGUACUAAAUUUUGAAUGCUUUUAGAUUGUGCCUUAAACUCAGUGAUCACCAAAUACUCCACGUUUUAAAAUGCAACGAAUAUGUCAAAAGUUAAAUUAUUGCUCACUCAUCACUAGAUAUCAGAAUAUUUAUCCUGAGUAAAACCCACAGAAAUGUAAUGUGUGUGGCAAGGAUCUUACCCAGAAGUCACAAGAUAGGAACAUACUGGCGCCAUACCUCCCAAAUACACUGGUUGAGGCAAAACCUUUACCUUGAGUUCAAGUACUUGGCAAUUGCAGAAAGUCCAUAUUGAAGAGAAGCUAUGGAGAUGUAUGAAUAGAGGCUUUCUCCAGGCCUUACAAUGCACUAAGCUUCAGAGUACACAUUUUUGAGAGAAACCACACAAAGCAAUACGUGUCCUGAGGACUGUACUUGAAGAUCAAAACUGAAAUACAGAGGAUUUAUGCUGGCGAGCAGGCUUUCCGAUGUAAUGGAUGUUGUAAAUUUUUACAUCAAGUAUCCACACCUUUAGUGUAAUGACAGAAUUCUUACAGGUUACAAAGUAUACACACGGAGAAACUUCAUGAAACAGUACAUCCUUGGGGUUUACCAAAGAACUAAUAUUUGGGACAGUCCUUACAAAUGUAAUUCUUACAACAGACCAUCAGAGUCUUAGUUCUCUGACCAGGGAUCGAACCCGUGUCCCCUGCAUCAGAGAAUGCAUACUAGGAAUAAAUAAAUCUUUAGUUCUCUGAGGUUAACUUGAGAUAUUACAUACUGCAGAAUCAUUACAAGUCACAACAUGUUGAAACUUCUGACAUGGUGUGUAUAUGAGAGGAAAAAGGACCCAUGUGAAAAUAACCGAUUAUCUUCAGUAUAUUAAAAUUUAAUUAUUUGAGUUUUCUUGAAAAGGCUACUUACUAUUUAUGCUUUUCAACCUAAAGUUUGAAGUAACAGGGAAGAACAAGUCUGUCUCUAUAUUGGACCUUUUCCUUUUACUUUAACAUUUGUAUUCUAUUGCUUUUGCUACAAGUGAAUCACUAAAGGGAUAUUGCCUAUAAGCUUAAAUUACACAUAAUGGGCUAUCUUUGGGAAACCUGAUUCCCGUGUAAUGUGCAUUAAACUAAAAUACCUUUGUUUACCUCAUCAUGGGAAACCUUCUGUCCAGCCUCCCCUGUGAAUGGCUUCAAGAAAGAAGAAAUUAAAACAUCCCCUCAGGAAUCUGAUUGGAACCAGGACUUUACUCCCUCCACUUUUAGUAUGAAAGAAGCCCGAAUUCUAACUCAGGGAAGACAAUUCUUUGGGACAGUAGUCCACCAUCUUCUGGGUCUGCUGGCUUUCUGAAUAAAGCCACUAUUGCUUGCCCCAACAACUAGUCUCUCAGUUUAUUGGCCUGUUGUGUGGUGAGCCCUAAGAGCUUGGCCUUGUUAAUAUGUUGAUUUCAUGCAUUCAUUACAGGCCUUUCAUGAUGGUCUCUGGGAAGGAAUCAGUAAGAUGAGGGGGCCGCCAACUUCAUUAGGUGUGGUUCAUUCACAUCCGUGUUCCCUGGAAAAACAUGAAUCCUGAAUUACCAAAUUCAGUAGUGUGUGAAUUAGUGUCAGGGAGGGGCAGAGAAUAAUGUAAAACUAGGACGUGAAUCAUCAUGCUCAUUAUGUUCAGGGCGCCCUUCUGUUCACAGUGGGUUACAGGACAGAAUGCUCUACCAACUGACCUGCACGAGAGCAGGCAAGACAUUAAGGCACUGGGCUUUUCAUGGGAGGAGAGUGACAGGUUAUUAGGGACUGAUUAUGUGGUAGGAACAAUGCACAGGAAAAGUUGGUCACUUUCUCCAUUGGAUGGCAGUAACUGUUGUAUGUGUGAUUAAAGAAAAGUUAGUCUUAUUUUUGGAAAUUGAAGAGAGAGCAAUUAUUUUGAGCAUCAAAUUUAAUCAGAACCAGAAUGAUACGUGUUUGUGUAUGAUUCCCAUUUAACUGCUGCUAUUAUCAUUUGCUACUGUUGUAUUCAUAGAAUUACAUUCUGAAUGUAUCA